AUGGCCUUAUGUCACAUCCGGGACACCAACAAUCAGGUGCAGGUUGUGAAAAACCUGCGCAUCUGUGUCAACAAUAUGGCAACGAGCCCAAGCACAGCCUCUGCUGUGCUCAGCCCUGCCCAGAAGCAACUACUCAAUGAAGUGGUGUUAUCCUGCCAGCCACAAGAGGGCGCUGUAACCAGUGUGAUCACGGCAGGAGACUAUGUGCUGAACUUCAGUGCAACCACGCCCUGGUUUGAAACCUACAGGGAGAACUUCCUGCAGUCGAUGCCUGCCUCCGACCAUGAGUUCCUCAAUCACUACCUCGCCUGCCUGCUGGUGGUGUCCUCCACUGAGGCAGUCCCUGUGGAGCAGUUCCUCAAACUUUCCCAGGAGCAGCACAGGAUUCAGCACAGUGGAGAAUACACUAACCCCAAGUGGUUUAUCCCCAACACGCUCAAGUACUAUGUCUUACUGCAUGACAUGAGUGAGGGUGAUGAACAGAGGGCAGAUUCGGUAUAUGAGGAUAUGAAACAGAGGUAUGGUUCUCAAGGCUGCUAUCUGUUGAAAAUGAACUCUCGUACCUUCUCAGCUGAAGAAGAUGAACAGAUUCCAGACCCCUGGAGUCAAUACCUGCAGAGGAAUAAUCUGCAUAACCAGGAUUUGCUUGAUGAUGUAGCUCCAACUGUGAACAGUGCUGCUGUUGAGAACAAUAUCAGUGCAGCUGAAGUGGACAGCAUUCACUCAACAGAGAAAGAUGGAGUGUCCAACAGCCUGGAAAGCCAUCCUCUCCAGCUGGACACAGUAAGCAGCUCGGGGAGCCUGCACACCCUCAGUGCUAUCAGCACUGACCUGAAGAAAGGUGCAAGAGAUCCAGAGAGCCUGGCUGGAGGAGCAGGGAGCCACGGGGCAUGUCUGACCCUGAAUGACCACGACCACAUCAGACAGUUCAUCCAAGAGUUCACCUUCAGAGGCCUACUGCCACACAUAGAGAAGAACAUCAGGCAGCUCAAUGACCAGCUGGUCUCCAGGAAAGGUCUGAGCCGGUCUCUGUUCACUGCAACCAAGAAGUGGUUUGGUGGAGGGAAAGUUCCAGAGAAGAGCAUCAGUGAACCAAAGAGCACUUUUGGCCUUCUAUAUCCCCCAGAAGCCCCUGAGCUACAGAUCAGGAAGAUGGCUGACCUGUGCUUCCUGGUUCAGCACUACGAGCUGGCCUACAGCUGUUACCAUACUGCCAAGAAAGACUUCCUGUCAGACCAGGCCAUGCUGUAUGCUGCAGGGGCACUGGAAAUGGCUGCAGUGUCAGCCUUUCUGCAGGCUGGAGCUCCCAGACCAUAUCCAGCACACUACAUGGACACCGCAAUACAGACGUACAGAGAUGUCUGCAAGAACAUGGUGCUGGCUGAGCGCUGUGCUUUACUUAAUACUGAGAUACUCAAGAGUCAGGGCAAAUACUCAGAGGCUGCAUCUCUCCUCAUUAAGAUGACCAGCGAGGACUCCGACCUGCGCAGUGCUCUGCUGCUGGAACAGGCUGCUCAUUGCUUUAAUAAUAUGCGUAACCCUAUGGUGCGCAAGUUUGCCUUCCAUAUGAUCCUGGCUGGUCAUCGUUUCAGCAAAGCAGGACAGAGGAGGCAUGCACUUCGCUGUUACUGCCAAGCCAUGCAGGUGUAUAAGGAAAGGGGCUGGUCUUUAGCAGAGGACCAUAUCAACUUCACAAUUGGUCGACAGUCCUUCACACUUCGCCAACCAGAGAAUGCUAUAAUAGCCUUCAGACAGAUCCUGACCAAUGACAGCAGGCAGACGGCCACACAGCAGGGCGCCUUUCUCAGAGAGUAUCUCUAUGUAUACAAGAGUGUGACAGGGGGAAAUGAAGUCAGCCUCCCCCAGCUGCCUCUGCCCUACAUCCACAGCUCAGCCACAAGGGUCUACUUUGGACAUGAACGCUGCCUUGCAGAAGGGGAAAAGCAGGCAGCAACUCAUGUGUCCCUAGACCAGGAAUAUGACCAGGAUUUGGCAGCUGUGUGGUGCCACCUAGAGGAGCAGCUUGUGGCUGCCGCCAAUCAUGGGGCCAUCCCUGUAAACUUCCAGCCCACCCAGUGCUGCCUGAACAGCCAGACAGACAACUUGCGCCACCCACUAGCUGUAGUAGAGGAGCCAAUCAUAGUGGAGGUGAUGUUUAGGAACCCUCUGAAGGUUUCUCUGGCUCUGUCCAACCUCUCACUCCUCUGGAGGUUCACUGCCGAUGGUGUGUCUCCAUUGAAGGAGAAGACCACUGAAGAGUUGGCAGGAGAGGCCAUCACCAAUGAGGAGACCAUGACUCCAGGGAUGACACAGAAAGAUGAUAUUGUCACUACUGAGGUAAUCCUGGAGUUUCAUAUGGGUCCAGAGGAGACCAAAAUGGCUCGGCUCAGGCUGCUGCCACACAGAACUGGCCAGCUGAACAUUGUGGGUGUAGUGUACAACCUGGCUGCAGCCUCCUCUGGACAGAUGGCUCCCAGCACUGAGGGCCAGCAGACUUUUGAUCUGAUGGUGGUUCGGGGCAGACAGGACUUAAAGAUCCAGGGCCCAAGACUCAACCAGACCAAAGAGGACAAGAUGUUGGUUCGACAUGGUCCUGAUCGACGCCUGGAUCCCAUCAUAACACCACCCAUGCCCCUAAUGGAGGUCUUCUUCUUGCAGUUUCCCACUGCUCUGCUGUGUGGUGAGAUCAGGAAGGCCUAUGUUGAGUUCUGUAAUGUCAGCAGUGUUGCUUUGUGCGGACUUCGAGUGGCAUCCACACACCCUGAUUUCUUCACUUUUGGUAGCCAUGCCACAACACCCCUCACACCGACCUCAGCUGAAAACUGCUCGGCCUAUAAAACGUUAGCCACACACGCCCAGCCAGGCUCAGUGGCAUCUGAGAUGUUGGUUUCAGCUGAGGACUUCAGCCAGCCGUCCAGUGUGAUGGAGAUCCCAAUACAUAGCAGCACGCUGCAACCGGGGGAGUCCACCCAGCUGCCUCUCUGGCUCAGAGGACCAGACCAGGAGGGAGUCCAUGAAAUCAACUUCUUGUUCUACUAUGAAAGCACGGAGAAAGGAAUCAAAAUCAGUCAUCGGGUGUUGCGUCACACAGUGUUUAUCUGUGCCAGUCGCUCUCUGAGUGUGCAGGCGGUGGCCUGCCGCAGCAGUGUUCCUCCACAUCAAAGUCAGGAUGACAAAGGCAGCGGUGGAACACUGGUCUUUAUUGAUGUGGAGAACAUUAAUACGAGUGAAGCUGGUGUGCGUGAGUUCCACAUCAUCCAGGUGUCCAGCAGCAGUCAGCACUGGCGCCUCCACAAGUGUAUCAACCCAGCCAAGGAUAAAGACUGUAAACUCACCAGCAGAGAAAGAGCCAAGCUGUGUUUCAGGGCCACACGAUGCAGGCCCCACCAAGAUACCUCGGAUGCCGUGGAAAAAUACACCUUUGCAGACCUGAAUCUGGGAAAUGAACGGAUAAUCAGUUCUUCCACACCCUGUGGAGAUUUCUUCUUCCGUGGUUGUCGGACCCCAGAGUCUCAGCAAGUAUAUGUGGCAUCAUCCAGGGCAUCCUCCAGCAGCAAGACUCUCAUCAAUGAGGACAGAGACUCUGACAUCACCCACAUUGUCAAGAAAUGUAAUGAGCUGGACCUCAACAUAAUCGUCAUCUGGAAGGCCUAUGUGGUUGAGGACAACAAACAGCUGAUCCUUGAGGGCCAGCUCCAUGUGGCGCUGCAGACCAUUGGCAAAGAGGCCAGUUCUCUGACUGCCAGAGAGGAGGCGCAGGAAAUGGUGCUGCUCAAGUUUAAAUCAGAACUGCCUCCCCCAGUUGUCCUGCCCUCUGCAGAGCUGUCGCAACUCAUCAAAAUCAACCUGCACUACCCUGAGACCUACACACAUUCGUUUGUCCAGGCUAGUCUCUGUGUGGUGCCUGUUACUCUGACUCUGUCCAACUGCUCCUUGGCUCAGGUGGAUGUCAUCAUUGACAUGCAGCACAAAAGCACCAGCACGGAGUCUCUGGAGGUCCACAGCUCUUUUACCUGGGUGGGUCAGACCCAGUAUAAGCUGCAGCUGAAGCCUCAGGAGGUGCUGUGCCUGACCCUGAGAGCCUGUUUCCUCCAGGCAGGAGUCUACAACCUUAACACGCAGCGAGUCUUUGCCAAGCCAGCUGAGCAGGCCGCCAUGUGUGAGACGAGCCAGCAGACAGCUAGUCCUGCUCUCAUAAUCAUCAACAAUGCCUGAGCAGAGCGUCAUGGCCUGCAUACAGGAGGACCUGGACUUCAGGAGUCCACCAGCUGCUACUGUACACAUAUAACCAUACUUUUUCUUCUUGAUUAAUACUGGACAGCAGGAAACACAGAUGUUUUGUACCAAUUGGUAAAAUAGAAAAAGGUUUAUUUACAACAAACAGCUUCAGUUUAUACAGAUUGAUGAGGUUGAUCUACAGAUGAAGUGGCCAGACAGUUUAUGGACCUCAGAACUAUGUAGUCUCAUCAGCCAAGUAUCAAAGAAUUUCACUUGCAUGUUACUUUUUCUGUACGACAUCCCAGCCCUCCGUACCUCUACUGUCUCCACCCACUCUUUACCCUUCUGUUACCAGCAUCUCAAACAAAACUUGUUUGGAACCUAACAAAAGCUAUGUCAUCUGGCUGACACAUGCUGAUGUUGACUCUGGAAUGGUGACUCUGAUCUAAAGUCAAAAAGCAAAGUCAGAGACAAACCGCUGUACUUAUUUUUGACCGGGGGCUGGGUCCCCAAGUGAUCCCCAAGUGGUGUGAGCACUUUUUGUUUGAUUAGCUAUACUGGUCCUUAGUUCAUAAAUCUGUGGACUGAUGCUUUAAAUAUAACCUCAAUCUGCAAAUAUACUGAAUUCUGGACAGUGUGUGAGCAGUUGUCAUGAAAUGUCAGUUGUCAUUCUAACAAGAACUGUUCACAUCCUGAAUAUUGUACGCACAUGUUGAUUGUCACAUUGAGUCUACAGCUUCGGGCAUCCAGCUACUCCUGAAGUACUUGUCAAGAGGCUGACCACUGAAGCCCAUCUUACUGCCCACUCUGUAUGAUUUUCACUGACAGUACAACAGACUACCCAUAUUGCUUAUGUGCAUGCAGGUGAUUUUUGAGUCCAGCCAAUCAAUCAACAUACCCUCCUAACCUGUGUGUUUAACCCCACCAUGUUGUGAUUGACUUGACAGCUUUUCUGAAAAUGAUGUAUUAUAUUUAUAUAACAAAUUUGAUGUAAAUAGAAAAUAAAACUUACUAAUAACUAA
Micropterus dolomieu (smallmouth bass) is the source of this 5240-nucleotide messenger RNA. RefSeq names its product trafficking protein particle complex subunit 8 (gene trappc8). The transcript has 29 exons. Gene Ontology annotation, biological process: endoplasmic reticulum to Golgi vesicle-mediated transport; protein localization to phagophore assembly site. NCBI's taxonomy places the organism in Eukaryota, Metazoa, Chordata, Actinopteri, Centrarchiformes, Centrarchidae. The coding region runs from base 1 to 4215 and encodes 1404 amino acids. The record is from RefSeq and is a predicted model, not a curated record. Gene Ontology annotation, molecular function: protein binding. Gene Ontology annotation, cellular component: phagophore assembly site; TRAPPIII protein complex; cytoplasmic vesicle.